Messenger RNA from Anopheles marshallii, 996 nucleotides. RefSeq lists its product as uncharacterized. Lineage: Eukaryota; Metazoa; Arthropoda; Insecta; Diptera; Culicidae. The transcript has 2 exons. The record is from RefSeq and is a predicted model, not a curated record. Bases 1 to 996 code for a protein of 331 amino acids.
AUGGUUGCCGCGGCCGCAGCUACACUGAACAACAAAGCUAUUCAACGGCAGCCCUCGGCAACGGUGGUUUCAUCGUCCCAGCUAAUGGUUGCUCAUUCGAACGGUGUAAGCGAUGGAGGUGGCGCUAUGCUUUUAGGUGGCAGUAAUCGUCAUCAACGUCUUCCGUUAAAUCCCACGACAUACCAGUCGCAACAGUCUUCUACUCAUCAUAUGACAACGGCGAAUGCGAUAGCAGUGGCUAUCGCUGCAGCGGCAGCAACUGCUGCCCAACAGCAGCGUCCAUAUCGUCAUCAACAUCACUACCAGACGUCGACAUUAGCGAGCGCAGCUCCAAUGACAUCAUUCCUGCCAAUACACGCCUUUAGGACGAAAAAGCAACAGUUGAGCAAAACGCAAACGAAUAUCCGUGAGAGUAUAGUUCCAUCCGCAACUAAGCAAUCAUCGGCAGCAAUAAGAACUUGUACGGUAACGACCAUCGAAACCUGUACUACUGCCACGAGCAGCAUUCCAUCAAUCUUAGUUCCUUCCAAUGACGACGGAACGGACAUGACAGUGUGCACAUUAGCUGCUACCGUUGGGGCGACCAGUGCGAUCGCAACUCUAGCCUCACCAGUAUCCUCAGUAAUGUUACUAUCGACAUCGUCCACCAGUAGUAGUAGUAAUAGUAGUAACCAUAGCGAUACCAUUGGUAUGAUUAACUUUUCCCAUCGGUCCACUGCCGAUGAUCUAUCUCCGUCCUCAUCAUCGUCGAAGGUCGGUGGUGGUGUUAUAUCGCCAAUGUCAACAAUGUUGAUGCCGAUGAUUACAAAAACUCUAAGCAAUGAACCCUAUAUCAGCAACAGUGGAAACAGUGAUGGUGAUCUUCCGCACGCUAGCAUUAUUACAAAUGCUGGAUUUGCUGCAACUACAAAGACGCGACCGCAGAUGUUUGUACAAAUAAUGACGAAGAGAAUUCUAGCGUUACCUCCCGACUAUAUACCAGCCGAACUUUGCUAA